Messenger RNA from Rhodamnia argentea, 1446 nucleotides. RefSeq names its product phosphoglycerate mutase-like protein 1. The transcript is spliced from 10 exons. Lineage: Eukaryota; Viridiplantae; Streptophyta; Magnoliopsida; Myrtales; Myrtaceae. Gene Ontology annotation, cellular component: cytoplasm. Gene Ontology annotation, molecular function: phosphatase activity. The coding region runs from base 114 to 1145 and encodes 343 amino acids. The record is from RefSeq and is a predicted model, not a curated record.
UUUUUUCCUUUUCCAGAGAAUAAAUUAAAAAGGGAAAUCAAAUUAUUGUUUCGAGGUGCGUGGAAUCGGCGAGCGGGUUCGGUUCGCACACGGCGCACGCAAACGCCAGGACUAUGAUGAUCCACUGUAGUGCGCCGCCUGGUGGGUGUACAAGUAAUGCCUCCUCAAUGUCCUCAUUAUGCCUUCCCUCCUUACGUUGCAGUCCUUCGUUUGUCCUCCUCCCUCGCAGCCCCUCCUCCUCUCCGAAGCCGCGGCGACGACGACGACGUCUCAACCUCCCUAUCCGCUCGUCUCUACCCCCUCUCUUUUCCGAUAUGGAUGCCGCAGUAACAGGGCUAUAUCCAUCGCACCGAUGCAAGACACUUCACCUGGUGAGGCAUGCGCAAGGAAUUCAUAAUGUGGAAGGAGAAAAGAACCACGACGCCUAUUUGUCGUAUGAUUUCUUUGAUGCUCACCUCACUCCUCUCGGCUGGCAGCAGGUUGGUAACUUGCGCAAGCAUGUCCGAGCAUGUGGACUUUCCGAGAAGAUUGAUCUUGUUAUCACUUCCCCUUUGAUGAGAACUAUGCAAACAGCUGUUGGAGUUUUCGGUGGUGAAGGCUAUACAGAUGGAAUAGUUGCACCUCCCUUGAUGGUUGCAAAUGUGGGGAAUAGUGAUCAUCCUUCUAUUUCAAGUCUCAAUUGCCCACCAUUUACUGCCGUAGAGCUUUGUCGAGAACAUUUGGGAGUUCAUCCUUGUGACAAAAGACGAAGCAUUAGCGAGUAUCGGCCACUCUUUCCUGCGAUUGAUUUUUCAUUGAUUGAGAAUGAAGACGACGUCUUGUGGACACCUGAUGUUAGAGAAAAGAAUGAGGAAGUUGCUGCUCGAGGAAUGAAGUUCUUGAACUGGUUGUGGACACGGGAAGAGAAGGAGAUUGCAGUUGUUACCCAUAGUGGGUUCUUGUUUCAUGCCCUUAGCGCCUUUGGAGAUGAUUGUCAUCCAUCGGUGAAGAGCGAAAUGUGCAAGCACUUUGCAAACUGUGAACUCCGUUCAGUUGUCAUUGUGGAUAGAGGGAUGACAGGAUCAAAUGCCUCGAGGACCAACUAUCCAGGAAAAAUUCCUGAUGGACUUGAUCUUCCAAGUGAUGUUGCCAAAGACAAGCACUAAAGGAAGGUCCAUGGAGGAUGCUAAACCAUUCAAGACUACGAAUGGUUUAAUUAGUCUCCCACGCUCUUGAUUCAAUUAAAGAUUUGAGAUGUGCAACGUGAUACCUUGGUGGGGAUCAGUUGCACCACACCAUUGACUCUGAACUUGUUAGCUGUCCUAGGUUACUUCAAAGUGCAUUCUUUUGGAGACCAGGUAGGAUAUGAAGCCAGGGAAAUAUUUAUACUUAGGUACCAAUUCAUGACAACAAUAAAAGGAUGCCGUGUCAUCUAUCUUCGCGCAAUUGAGGUUGCAUUUCGCUUCA